ACCAUCAACAUACUUUUCUCCUUCAAAUUUCCCAUCUCCAUCUCCAUCUCCAAUCGGAGCAAUCCCAAACCCCCCACAGUCAUCAUCGGCCAAAAAAAAUCCAUGGAAGAAGUUUGGAAAGACAUCACCCUAGCUUCACUCGACCACCCCACCACCUCCGUUGCCGCUACCGUUAACAAUCCCGAUCUUUCUAACAUGAUCCUUCAGGACUUCCUCGGCUCCAGACCCUUCAGCAAAGACUCCGCAACGAGAGGUGGUUCCGGUGACACUUCCCUGGUGCCGCCUCCUCCUCCUGCCACAGUGUUGAGCUUGAACUCAGCCUCAGAUAUUCACUGCAUUGAUAUUGGCGAUCCCGCGAGACAAAACCCACCAGUUAACGGCGGCGCUUCGUUUUUCGACGCUCUGGGUUCUCCUACCGUCUUCCCUCCAUUCUGCAAGAAAAGGCCUCAGGAAUUUAAUGAUGCUUUCCACGAUCGGAGACAUAAACGCAUGAUGAAGAACAGAGAAUCUGCUGCUCGUUCCAGGGCCAGAAAACAGGCUUACACAAACGAAUUGGAACUUGAAAUUGCUCAUUUACAGGAAGAAAAUGCCAGGUUGAGAAGGCAGCUAGAGAAGUUUUUAGUCGCUCCUGCUCAGCUUCCUAAAAAGCAUACUCUACAAAGAUCCUUAACAGCCCCAUAUUGAGAAGUAAGAAUGCAACUAUUUUCUUUUUGCUUUUGUUUUUUUCCGUCCUUUUGUCUUUUUUCCCUUAAAAAAAGAUGGUCCUUCUGGGCAUAUUCAACUUCAAAAAAGAGAUAACUCUUUCUGGGAUUAAGGUGUAGCCUACUGUUUUUAUGAAAUGCAUCAUACUUAUCUCUCAAAAAUGGGUUGUUAAGAGAAAAAAAAAUGAACUAAAGAGGAGAAACAAAAGAAGUUUUGGGGGUUGAAAGCUGCGGGACUUAAGGAAAGGUAUAGAUUACUUUUUAUAUUUAUUCCUUGAAAGCUUGUUCUUUCGUGUUAUUGUUGCCUUUUUUCGCUACCAAUGAGGAGGGGGAUGUUUGGGAGAAAGAUAAUUGUUGCUUAAAGAGAAAUAACAUUUUCUUUUUUUUGUUUGUUUUGCUUGGCUAAUAAUGGGAGAUGAGCAAUAUAAAAGAUGGGACAUGUUUGGUUAUCAAUAUCAAUAUCUAUUUAUUAUUUUAUCUUUGUCUGCUCUUGAUCUUUUUAAUUUCCACUCUUUUUUUUCCUCAAAUCACCUUAUGGCAUCUAGCUUUUCUGGGUCUUUUCCUGGGUUUUUUUCGUUUCUCUUUUAUCGUUUGUGUGAGCAAUUAUAUUGGCCAUAUAUACUGCUCCUUUGUCCAAAAUACAUUUCAAAUCCAAAA
Molecule: messenger RNA, 1358 nt
Organism: Rubroshorea leprosula
Lineage: Eukaryota; Viridiplantae; Streptophyta; Magnoliopsida; Malvales; Dipterocarpaceae
Source: the annotation of a GenBank genome assembly